UAUGAAAGCUUAAAAGAUUAUAUAGCAAGCAUUGACAGUUUACGAGAUAAUUCGUACCCUUUACCAGUACCGGACAAACCUGGGGCUGCUGCUAUACACAACGUAACACAAAAAUACCCCUCGCCUGUAAUCCAAAAAAAUGAUCGAUUAUGCACAUGUUGUCGUUGUGGAAAAGCGUUCUGUAUUACGAAAGAUGGCACACAAGUUGAUGAUGAAUGCGUCUACCAUUUCGGUAGAAUUAUUUCUAAGAAAGUGUCUGGGGAGAUUGUUAAUAUUUACAGCUGCUGUGAUGGAGCAGUCGGAGGAGCCGGUUGUUCAAUUUCUAAAAGCCAUGUACAUCGAUAUAAUGGAGAUAUGUCAUCUGGAUAUGUUGCCACUAUUUCUUCGGCAACAGCAGAAAAUAAUGUUUAUGCCUUAGAUUGUGAAAUGUGCUAUACUGCUAAUGGAAUAGAACUAUGUCGCGUAACUAUGGUAGAUCAUAAUGCUGAAGUCGUCUACGAUAGUUUGGUAAGACCGUCAUCUAGAAUCAUUGAUUACAAUACUAGAUUUAGUGGUAUUACGGAAAGUGAUAUGAACGGCAUUAAUGUUACAUUACGCGAUGCGCAAGCAAUAAUAUUAAGUUACGUUUAUGAGAAUACGAUAAUUGUAGGUCAUGGACUCGAAAAUGAUCUGAUAUCGUUAAAGUUAAUACAUAAGAUGAUUGUUGAUACAGCCUUGGUAUUCCCUCAUCGACGUGGUUUACCUUAUAAGCGAUCUUUAAAAAAUCUCGCGCGUGAUUUCUUAAAGCGUAUUAUCCAAAAUAGCGGUGAUGAUGGUCAUGACAGUAAAGAAGACGCUGUAACUUGUAUUGAUUUAAUGAAAUGGAAGUUAAAAAAUGGGAAAAGGUCACGUUCUUCGUCCAUAAAGCAUGUGUGCCUUCAAAAGCCCCGCUGUUAA
Messenger RNA from Trichoplax adhaerens, 936 nucleotides. RefSeq lists its product as uncharacterized. NCBI's taxonomy places the organism in Eukaryota, Metazoa, Placozoa, Uniplacotomia, Trichoplacea, Trichoplacidae. Gene Ontology annotation, molecular function: nucleic acid binding; exonuclease activity. The transcript is spliced from 8 exons. The annotation marks the transcript as partial. The record is from RefSeq and is a predicted model, not a curated record. Gene Ontology annotation, cellular component: nucleus.